ACACAGAUUUACCAAAAACAUCUUCGCGUGGUACAUCAGGUAGUUCAGGCCGUGCAACAGCUGUGUAUUAAUUACUUAAUACGCAGGCAAAAAGCUAGGAUAAGUUACGUUAGAGGUAGGCUAACGUUACUGCCAAAGCCUGGUCAGUUUGCUACAGGGUGUGCUACCUGUGGCUAAUCGUUGUUCCCUAGCAACAUCGAAUAUCUAUUUUAUCUGAAUACUAUCGACACAUUUUACUGAUAGAGUAUCUCAUAUCGAUCAAACGGUGAAUGCAACUCGUACAGAAAGGAGAAAAAAACACAGAGACGGAAUGGAUUAACCUUACUAUGUGCCAAGUUAGCCUGCUAUGGCAACUUGAGCUAAAAACAAGAUUAACGUUAACAUUAAUCAUAUACGUGGGUCAGCCUGCAGUCCCCUGACCUCUUCUGCAAAAUAAGGAAAUGUGAUGUUUUCUGAGCAAACUUUGUUGUCGUUGAAAAUAAUAUAUCUAGCAUAAGUGCAGGAUGGUAGGAAUAACAAAGAUUUAUGAAGGGGUCUGACUGGGUGUAGAGUGCACUGGCAAGGGGAAGUUAGUUAUCAAAUCGUCCUAGGUCUAAUGUUUAGGCUAGAUUUCUUCAGGGGAAUUUGCUGAUGUUCUGCACAGUUAGCCCAAUCCAAUAAUGGGUUAAUCACAAUUGCUUUACGUUUAUAGCCACAAUUGGCCUUUCAAACGGUACGGUCUGAAUAUAUAUGCAUAGGGUUGACCAUUGACUCAUCUCUAAACAUGUCAUGUGGGACAUUCAAGGUCUCAACAAAUGUCAAAUAAACACAUCAGAAAACCAGAGAGGCAGAGCUCAGAAGUCUUUGUGCUGGGUGAGGUGAGAACUACACGUGGAAGAGCAAGAUGAGUGCAAACAUCAGGCGUCAGGAGGAGCUGAUUGCUCAGAAGAAGAGGGAGAUUGAGGCCAAGAUGGCCGAACAAGCCAAAAGGAACCUACCUGCCCCCGCUAAGCCCCUUCCGGUUCCCAGCAUUCCUAGCCCACAGGGAUCCACAUCCAAUAAGUUUGUGAACGAUGGCAGCUUCCUGCAGCAGUUCAUGAAGAUGCAGAAGGAUAAACCCAGCAGCGACUCAGGCUCCAACAAUGUGGCCAAGGCCCCCUCUCUGUCCUCCAGCCCAGCGGCCCCCUCCACACCCGGCCCGGCGUCCGGCGGGCCACCGAAAAAGCACAUCCUGAUCGGGAAGCGUCCUGGCCUCGGCAUCAGCAGCAUGCUGAAGAGCUACACACAGGCCAAGAAGGCGCCGACGCGGCCGCCCAAGCCCAGCGUCUUCACUGAGGACGACGACGAGGGCGACGAGGCGGACCACGAGAGCAUGGACGUGCACUUCCUGGAGCUGAAAGUUUCCCCCCCAGAGGACCAGGACCUGCGGUGCAUCAUGGACAAGCUGGCCGGCUUCGUGGCCGAGGGAGGGGCCGAGCUGGAGCGCAAGGCCAUGGAGGACUACAAGGACAACCCGCUCUUCACGUUCCUGCAGGAUAAAAACAGCCGAGAGUAUCUAUACUACAGGAAGCGCGUGGCCGAGAUCAGGAGGGACACCCCCAGACCUGAGCCCGCCCCUACACACGCAACACACACUCGUGUCUCGUCCUCAGUGGCGGGCGAGACGCGGGAGGUGGCGGAGAAGCUGGCCCGGUUCGUGGCUGACGGCGGCCCAGAGGUGGAGGCCAUGGCAGCACAGCACAACCGGGACAACCCUGCGUUCAGCUUCCUGUAUGAGCCCCAGAGUGCGGCCUAUAAGUUCUAUCGGCAGAAGGUGGAGGAGUUCCAGAGGACAGGAGACCCCCCCAGCCCCACCUCUCCUUCCCCCACCCGCAACUCUGCUCCCGGGGCCCCCAGAGCCCCAGCACAGGCCUCCCCUCCCCAGCACUCUGCUCCCAGCCACGAGGCCCCUAGUGCCGCAGGAGCCCCCGCCACCAAGCGCAAACGCAAGAGCCGUUGGGGCGCCGAGGAUGACAAGGUGGACCUGCCCAUCCCCCCCAUCAUCGCUCCUACCGCCAUCGUCGACACAGAGCCCGACAUGCCAGCACUGUCCGCUCAGGAGCUAGCAGGACUGGGUUAUAAGAAGGGCAAGCCGGUAGGCCUGGUGGGCGUGACUGAACUCUCUGAGGACCAGAAGAAACAGCUGAAGGAGCAACAGGAGAUGCAGGAGAUGUUUGACAUGAUCAUGAAGCAUAAGAGGGCGAUGCAGGAGAUGCAGAUGAUGUGGGAGAAGGCUGUGCGGGACCACCAGCACGAGUACGACAGCGACGAGGAGGUGGACACACACUCGGGCACCUGGGAGCAUCGCCUGCGCAAGAUGGAGAUGGAGAAGACGCGUGAGUGGGCGGAGUCGCUGACGGAGAUGGGCAAGGGGAAGCAUUUCAUUGGUGACUUCCUCCCACCAGACGAGCUGGAGAAGUUCAUGGAGACGUUCAAAGCUCUGAAGGAGGGUCGUGACCCAGACUACUCGGAGUACAAGGAGUUCAAGCUGACGGUGGAGAACCUCGGUUUCCAGAUGUUGAUGAAAAUGGGCUGGAAGGAGGGCGACGGCCUGGGCUCGGAGGGGCAGGGCAUCAAGGCCCCUGUGCACAGGGGCACCACAGCUGUGGACGGUGCAGGCUUUGGUGUGGACCGGCCGGCUGAGCUCUCUAAAAACGAUGACGAGUAUGACGCGUUCCGCAAGAGGAUGAUGCUGGCUUACCGCUUCCGACCCAACCCUCUGAACAAUCCGCGCCGGCCGUACUACUGAGGACGCCAUUGCUUUCACUCGACUGUAAUUCCUCUGUGUCAUGUGUCUCUGUCUCUACAAGCAUAGGGAAGGCUAUGGCCCAUCUGAAUGAUUCACUGGAUUGUCAGAUUUUUGUAAGACUAGACUUUUUUUUUUUACUGUGCUAGGCAUCCAUGCGUCUCUGCGAUGUUUUGAAGUGGGAAGAGCUCUGGUGCUUAACAGUCUGUGCAUCAGGAGAGGUGGGGACACUCUGUAGACCUGAAAGACAGGUUAUUGUGUGUGUGUGUGUGUGUGUGUGUGUGUGAUGUGAGAAGAGCUGUGCACAUUGGUUCCUCAAAGCUUUCACAGGCGUCUACCAUGUUUUCCACCGUUCUGGAUGCCAUAGUGCCCUUGUGGGUUUUUAGCCUCAGUGACCAAGUUGUUUUAUCUGUUUCCUAGUUUGGUUUCCUUUUGUAAUUGUCUACAGUCUUCAGAAGUGGACCUCAAGUGGGCUGUUGUGGUGUGGGCCAGAGACAUGUUAAAACUGACAACCUCCAAAGCUCCACUUUUAAUAAAAACCAAACUGGAUCAA
Molecule: messenger RNA, 3317 nt
Organism: Alosa sapidissima (American shad)
Lineage: Eukaryota; Metazoa; Chordata; Actinopteri; Clupeiformes; Clupeidae
Gene: sugp1
Product: SURP and G patch domain containing 1
Exons: 14
Coding region: 884-2767 (627 amino acids)
Biological process (GO): RNA processing
Cellular component (GO): nucleoplasm
Molecular function (GO): RNA binding
Source: RefSeq, a predicted model, not a curated record